This is a messenger RNA of Colossoma macropomum (tambaqui), 563 nucleotides long. It is a transcript of the gene vhll, whose product is annotated as von Hippel-Lindau tumor suppressor like. Bases 24 to 509 code for a protein of 161 amino acids. Lineage: Eukaryota; Metazoa; Chordata; Actinopteri; Characiformes; Serrasalmidae. The record is from RefSeq and is a predicted model, not a curated record. The transcript is spliced from 3 exons.
CUUUCGCAUCGCCAGAAACACAAAUGGCUGACCAGGAAGAGCUGCAGCCACUCAAAUCCCUGCAUUCACACCACCAAACUUUCAUCGACUUCGUCAACAGAUCCAGCGGCCAGGCGAGGGCAUGGUGGCUGGACUUCUCAGGAGCCCCGGUCUCUUACGGCGACAUAACACCCGGCCAUACCCUCAAAAUGAACACAUUUCUCACACAUCCGUGGAUUUUUAGAGCGUCAGACGGAUCAAGACUGCUCGCAAACUUCCGUGAGGUUUAUUUCCCCACCCCUGCUGAGUAUGGAGAUGAUGGCUACCCGCUGUUUCACACCGUAGUUGUCACCACUCCAGUUUACACUUUACAGGAAUGCUGUUUGAAACUGAUCCAAAAAUUGGUGAGAAAAAAAGACGUUGACAAACUGGAGAUUCCCGAGUUUCUAAGGAAAGACAUCCGCCUCUCUCCAGAUUUGCUGCGAGAAAUUCAGAUGCUGACAAGAAGAGCUGAUUCUGGUUCUUAUUAGUGCAGUGAAACCUGAAGACAAAGCAAAGCUCUCCUUGGGUUUAUAAAAUACUUU